AUGAUAAUUCCUGUUAGUGGUUGUCUGAGUCGAUUGUUACAACAAUCUUCACAUGCACACCAUCAUAUAUUAAAAAAUAAAAACAUUAUUGAAUUUAAAGAUAAUAUUAAUAGUAAACGUUUACGUCGAUCGACAUCUAUUGAUAGUAAUCGUAAUAAUGUAAAUAGUAAUAGUUUUUUAAAUUUCGAAUAUUAUCAAAGACCUUUUAGUAGUAGCAAUAGUAGUAGCAAUAGUAGUAUAAGUAAUAAUAUAGAUUCACAACAACAAUUACCCUUACAACCAGUGAUACCAACGAAUUGUUGUGGUAAUGGGUGUGCACAUUGCGUUUGGGAUAGCUAUUUCGAUGAGUUGGAACAAUACAACUUGAAGAUGAAAGAGAUUAACCCUAACCUACCGGACGAGCCUCUGCUGACAUCAGACGAAAACGAAGAUCCAAUGCAAUUCUUUAUGAAAAUGGAACGAUUCUUUGCACUUCAAAAGAAGAAACAAGAACAACAACAGAAAUUAAAACAAGAGAAGCAAGAUGAACAGCUAAAAAUAGAUAUUGGUACUUCCAUUGCAAGUUCCUAA
This is a messenger RNA of Heterostelium album PN500, 570 nucleotides long. RefSeq lists its product as uncharacterized. The coding region runs from base 1 to 570 and encodes 189 amino acids. Gene Ontology annotation, cellular component: mitochondrion. NCBI's taxonomy places the organism in Eukaryota, Evosea, Eumycetozoa, Acytosteliales, Acytosteliaceae. The transcript is spliced from 2 exons. The record is from RefSeq and is a predicted model, not a curated record.